Protopolystoma xenopodis is the source of this 312-nucleotide messenger RNA. Lineage: Eukaryota; Metazoa; Platyhelminthes; Monogenea; Polystomatidea; Polystomatidae. The record is from the annotation of a GenBank genome assembly.
AUGGCUGUUUCUGACUUAGACACUUCUCGCUCUGCUGAAAUGCUAGAAACAGAUACUUACUCUUCUUCCCCUGACCCCCAUUCAACCUGUUAUGGUGCCUCAAUAAAUACUACUUCGGAUGCUGCUACUAGCCAACGGAUUCGGGAUCGGCUUUCAGACUCCAUUCAGGCUGAGUCUGAAUGGGGCAUAAAGGCUUGCUCAUCCCAAACUAUGUAUAAUAGACCCGCCAGUGGUCAGCGUGCUCUGGCUGGCCUUGGGCCAAGCUCAGGGGUACUUGAUUGUUCGAAGUUGGAUGCAAAUAUAGGUAAAUAA